Leptosia nina is the source of this 2238-nucleotide messenger RNA. NCBI's taxonomy places the organism in Eukaryota, Metazoa, Arthropoda, Insecta, Lepidoptera, Pieridae. The record is from the annotation of a GenBank genome assembly.
AUGGCCUUCAGUGAUUUAUGCCACAUAAGUAACGCGUUUAAAAACGUUGAAAAUGAAGCUGACCAGUCGGAGAGAAUUAUGGAAGAAAAUGCGAUGGUUCGGGAUCUCAUCACCAAGAUCCUGGAUGAACCAGGACCAACAGAAACCAGUCCAACGCAAAUCCCGGAUACAACACUAAGCGGGCUGCAGUCUGGGUUAAACCCAUACGCCAAAACCGAAGUUCAAUACCUAUCACCGACAUAUAAUUCAUUUCAAAACCCACCUUAUUUCAACCAUAAUGAAAAUGGUUACUACCUGCAAAAUGGCUUUAAUAACUUCAAUAACCUCCCAGAGAAUGAUGUUAAUCUGCUAAAUAUUGAUCCUAUCAGUGAUGAUUCAGUCACACCAGAGCAAUUAAACCUAUUGCGAUUAGCUGCACAAGAAAUUGGCGGAGCACAAUUCACAACCCCAAAAUAUGAUGAGAAGCUUGUGAACUUUUUUGAGCUGAACCAAAGAAAUUCUCUGCCUGAAACGAAUAUGUUCAACUACCCAACAAACAGACCCAACAGCCUCAAUCUAGACAUGAACUAUGCAAAUAAUUUCGACUAUACCCAAAGAUACCCAAAUAAAUUUGACAACGGUUUCAUUAAGGAGAACCAAGAUACUACAGAUUUACUCACAUACUUGCAUCAAUUAAACAUCUCUUUGGACCGAAACCGAGAGGAAAAUGUUAACUAUAAAAUGCCUGAAGCUAAUGGUCAUUUUCCAAAUGAGGAUUUCAAUGAGAGGAACAAGCCUUUCUUCAAUAGAAUUUUUCCCCCAAAGUUCAAUGGUGAGAAUUUCUACAACAACGACAUAGUCAAUCAGAUGCCAGAAAGAAAUGGAUUGCAGAACUUUGAUUUUAACCAACCACCACCGAAUUUCAAACCCAAUGGUUACAAUCAGAAUGACUUUAUGCAAAGACGGGAUAUAAACCCGGUUAUGCCCAGAGACGGUUUUAAUUCGAUAGACCAACGCCCAGCAUUUGAGAAUGGCGUCAAUAGAGAACAACAAUUGCGUCAGCAAGAAAUAGCUCGUCAGAUGAAUAUGCUCAUAAGGAACCGACCACCACCGAAUCAACUAAAUGUUGAUGUUUCGUUUCUGCAUGAAAAUAAUCCGUUUAAUCUAGGUCUAGGUGCCCUGCUGGGUCCAAGUCCACCAGUCCCACCACCAGUGUUGCCAUCACCAAUGUUAGAUUUAUCCAUGCUCGCGCCAUUCUACGCUAUGAGGAAUGUGAGGGGUUCAGUAACAUCAUCAAGCAUUCUCCACGCGCGUCUGGACGCGUGCUACGAACAAUGGAAGCAAUUGGAGCUCGAACGGAAGCGUACUGAAGCUAAGUUGGCGUUGGCCUAUCCCGGUCGUGCCGUUUCUUCGUCCAAUUCGAUUCCCGUGCCAAGACUACCGCCGUGUCCGACACGAGUCGACAGACUCACCGUCGAUAUGUUGAGGGAGCAUACUAAGGUGUUGACACUUAUGGGUAAAAUGGAAACGCUUCGUGCCAGCGUGUGUGUGGCGCAGAAUAAAAAACCAAAUAAGCCCGAAGACGGUAAAAUAACGGUUUUGAAGCGCGGUCAGGGGAACGUAGCGGAUCAUGAAAAAGGACUGGAUCCAGCCACAUUUGAUCCUAGCGCUUGGAAGGAGGAUGUUAAGAAUCUGGCUGAAAUAGCACCACAUACAGAAAUCGAGAGCGCUAUGUUAGCCUGGCGCCACGCGGUGGGCGGAGUUCAAACGGCUCGCAGAAGGGAACUUGCACCACAUAGAUAUCCACAAGAUCCGAUCCUACAACUGGCUGACGCCGUGAAGCAACUGUGCGCGUGCGCACGUCGUGCCCGAGCCGCCAUGUGGUGUGACCUAACACUGACCGUAGCACUAGCGCCACACCCCAAUCGUAUUAAUGAACAUUCGCCACAGUACGCAAACCAACAGUCGCCCAAACAUCAUGUACAAGCUGACUCGCCAGUAAAUACUAACAGCAGCUCAAAUAAGGCAGCUAAUGUGGAAAAUAAAGAGGAAAAACAAAACACAGAUACAGUGAACCCCGAAGUGAAAGACACAGAUAAAACAAACAAACAGAAUGACAAGGACAAAAAUCGACGCACACAAAACUAUAGACACAACAAGGUGAACCAGAGGAAUGACUUCUACCCGAAGAACCAGAGGUAUGACAAUCGAUUCGUGAGACAUCCAUAUCACUAUUUGGCCACUGGGCCAAUCAACUAA